CCUUCUUCAUUGCUUGACUUUGCCCAACUGUGACACUGGAUGAUUGUAUCCUCGCAAAACCUUGGAUGAACUAGGAAGUUUUCCGCGCCAGUCAAAAAGUUGAUAGGCGUGUCAUCGCGCCCUUGAGUUGACACAUCGACCACCCAUCUCCACAUCAUCAACGGAAUGAACGGAGUACUCCGUGAACAACCGCUUAAAUGACCACAUUAUCUUCCGCCGCAAUCCUCUCUUGAACCACUUCUCUUCAUCCGCUAUACCAUUCCUUCAUCAUGUCAAAGCUCCCUCUCAGAUCCCUCUCCCUCAUCCUCUCCCCAUACCACGUCGGCCUCCACAAUAAAGGCCCCGGCGCCGGCCCAGCAUUCCUCAAAACCUCCGGCCUCGAUUCCGCUCUCCGCUCCCUCGGUCUUCCCCUCCGUGAAAUCAAAGUCGAGCCGGUAGACGACCACGAAGGCGAAAUCGGGCGCAGCUUCGAGGUCAUAAAACGAACUGCAAAGCUAGUCGCGCAAGAACGCCGCAGGGGCUCGUUCCCGAUUGUUCUUGCAGGGAAUUGCAGUUCUGCUGUUGGCGUCGCUGCCGGACUUCACGCAUCGCAAGGGGUCGGGAAGGGUGGAUUGGGGUGUGUGUGGUUUGAUGCGCAUGAUGAUUUUAAUACACCCGACACCGUUAUGAGCGGAUACUUUGACUCGAUGCCGAUUGCCAUGCUCGCAGGGCAGUGUUGGAAGGGUCUAUUGGGGACUGUUCCGGGACAUCAGCCGAUGAAUUUGGAGCGGUUGGUGCAUGUUGGUAUGAGGGAUGUGAAUGACUUGGAGCGAGCCAGGGUGGCAGAGGCCGGGUUCGAUGUUAUCUGGGGCAGCACCGAGAAGAAGGUUGAUUUUGGGGCUGAGCUUGGGGUCGUGUUGCAGCGGAAGAAUCUUGGUUCUACGAUGGUUCAUUUUGAUGUUGAUUCUUUAGAUACGUCCAUAGGACACGCGAAUCGGUUUGCUGCGCCGGGUGGGCUGUUGAGGGAGGAUAUUAUCGGGUGCUUUGGGGCAAUUUCAGAGAAGGCUGAGCCAGUUUCUCUUACGGUUGCUUCGUUUGAUCCGUCAUAUGAGGGGGCUGGAAAUCUUGCGUCGGUUGCUGUUGAAGCGAUUAAGUUGUUUUUGGAGUCGUUAGUCAAGUCUGGUGUGCUGGCUAAGCCGUGAGAGUAUUAUUUGUCAGUAUCUUAGUUGAUGAUGCCGUUCCUUCAUGGUUGGGCACAUUGCGAAGCUCCU
Molecule: messenger RNA, 1250 nt
Organism: Colletotrichum godetiae
Lineage: Eukaryota; Fungi; Ascomycota; Sordariomycetes; Glomerellales; Glomerellaceae
Product: putative arginase
Exons: 2
Coding region: 270-1181 (303 amino acids)
Cellular component (GO): cytosol; cytoplasm; nucleus
Molecular function (GO): arginase activity; manganese ion binding
Source: RefSeq, a predicted model, not a curated record